Molecule: messenger RNA, 1183 nt
Organism: Colletotrichum acutatum
Lineage: Eukaryota; Fungi; Ascomycota; Sordariomycetes; Glomerellales; Glomerellaceae
Exons: 2
Coding region: 111-854 (247 amino acids)
Source: RefSeq, a predicted model, not a curated record
UUGCGGGGCCUAGACGAUAUUUCUCGUCAUCACAUAUACCCAGACGACUCCGAAUACGAUUCUGACGAACGACUUUACGCCACGAACCGCUUACUUGGGGCUUGAAGGGCAUGGAUUCUCUAUUUCGAUACUUUGCUUUUCGACACGACAAUAACUGGCUCACUAAGGAUUUGCUGAAGGAAACAAAAUCUUUCCUUUUUUACUCAGCACCCUCUGCGGUCUUUGGCUCAGGUGGCUUGCCAUCAUCCUCGGGCAAGAAAUGUCUCCUCGGCUCAACGACUGGAGAAGGCGCGCACUUUCGCACGCAUUCAUCGGAGUUUGCGAAGUGGUUACUAAAAAAAGGGCUCAUGGAAGUUGGAAGAAAAAGGGGGCUCAUGACCAUGCUGUUUUUUUAUUCUCGCUCACUUUUCCUUUGUCUUCACUCUCCUCUGCUGUAUCCCCGAGACACUUUAUUGCCCAAAGGGUUCUUGGGGAUCCAGCGAAGUAACAGUCCUACCUACCAUACCGAUCCGCCAGGAUUCGACUCAGCUCUUAGUCACAACAAGGAGCUACAAAGGAAUCCAAACACAAAAAUUCUCAACCAAAGUUCUACUUACUCUUUCCUCCUCUUUCUCCCCUCCUUGUUUUGCUACGUUUCUUUCAUGAUUGUUCACGCUCGUAAACCCUUUUUUGAGAUGUCUUCUGCAAGUCCGCUUCCUUCCUUUCUCCUUUUGGUCGUUUUCUCCAUCUCAACUCUUCUACCACGGCCCCCCCUUCGAUACCAAAAAAUGAUGGCGAGCUGGCUCAUGUUCUUUUCUUCUUUUUUUUGCUACCAAGGGUCAAGGGUGUGUGGUGGUUUAAAAUGGAACGUAUGAUGAUGGGUCUGAUGAUACGACUGAAAUGGGUUUGAAUGUUGUUGGGGAGUGGGUGAUGGAAGAUAUUGAUAUUGGAACUCCCCCUUGGUGAGGUGUGCGAGGGGGGCAAAAUAGAUGAUGGGCGAGGGAAUUGAAAUACAAAAGCAUACAGUAUGCGAUUGCUUCUCGGACUCUCGAGUCGUGACUGUAGGUGCCAGAGUGGUAUGCGUGGUUUUCAUGAUGUUUGCUGUUGUCAUGACGUGUGGGUUGAUGCCUCAUUACAAGGUACUGUGAGGGGGCAGCAGAGGGUGUAUGUAUCCUAAGAAAUUCACGAAAAACGAGAGCAUGGC